AUGACAACCGAAGCACCUUCCUCGGAUCUUGUGAGAUCUCAAAACUGGAGCGGCUCUAUUCCUGUUGUCUUGACACUGGCGCCCAAUUCUCUGGGAACCACCAUGAUGCCACAUCCCAUUCAUUUGUUGGUGCCGAGAGGAACUUUCCUCCAUGUUGGCUUGCGAAGUGCCAUUCAACGGCUCCACAAGUUUGCUCCUGCCACAAUCUCGCUCUUGUCAUCGGGUGGUAUGCUCAAACGAAAUGAACCAGAACCUCAGGGUGACGACGACGAAGACGACAAUGAAAAGACGAAUGGGGUCACCAAUGCUGGUGCCAAGAAUUCCAAAUCGCAGCAACUUCAAUCCAAAGACUCGUUUCCCGUUUGCUGGUUGGAGGACGAAGAAACCCAGUUGCCCCUAAGAUGGCAUUUGUUCGCAGGAGUGCUCUUUGAUAUGAUGGAAACCUCGAAACGACAAUCUAUUCCAUGGAAAAUCAGACUCCAUUUCUUCAAUUACCCCUCCAGUCAGCUACUGCCAAUGGAAGCUGACGAAGUGUGGACUACUAUAGAAAGGUCCUUCAAGAACAGCUUGAAACAAGCUCUCUUUUUGCAAUAUGGAAGCUCUCGAAUUGCCAUGAACAUGACACGACAAACACAUCAAAGACUGUGGGACUCCAUCGAAUCUGCCAACUACAAACUGUACCAACAAAUUAAUGUAGAUCUCCAAGCGACCAACGAUGGCAACAAUACUUCAGUCCAGCUGUUACCUAUUCGUGUCUUUUUGGAUUCCAAACCACCAAUACAACGGCCGUGCCCUGCCGCAGCAACCGAGGGUGAAACAGCAACGCUGACAACCUUGGGGGACUUACUACUGGGGUGGCUGCCGGAGGUGUUUCAAAAGACAGCAGAUGGAGAUGUGGAACCAAACUCGCCAUCCUGUCGUUGGUUUGUGGCAGGAAUGCACCCCCCUUUGUCCACGCUCGUUCUGGAACUUUGGGAGAACCUUUGUCACCCAGACCACUUUCUGUAUAUUGUUGUCUUAACUAGAUAG
Messenger RNA from Seminavis robusta, 1029 nucleotides. Lineage: Eukaryota; Bacillariophyta; Bacillariophyceae; Naviculales; Naviculaceae. The record is from the annotation of a GenBank genome assembly.